AUGGCUUCAAAUCUCAAAGACUCCUUUCAGCCUCUGUCACCAGAAAAUGGUGGUGAGGUAGAAAACAUAGAGUUUAUUACAAGCCGGGUUUCUCCUGUGCAGUGGGAAGAAGUCAACUCUAACACUGCUAGUGUUUGCCUCAACUUUUCCCCAAAUGACAAUGGCUCCUGUGUAAAGCGGGAGUUGCAAACACUCUGGGAGAUGUUUAACUCAUGGCUGAAGCCAGAAGAACAGACCAAGGAGCAAAUGAUUUCCCAGCUGGUCUUGGAGCAAUUUCUCAAAAUCGGGCAUUCCAAAGACGAGUUGGCUGUAAAAGAGUUGUGGGAAUCAAGUGGACAAAACCUGGGGAAUCUCAUGCGGGGACUGACUGACGAGUGCUUGAAGCCUCCUGUCAUGGUUCAUGUCUCCAUGCAUGGGCAGGAAGCACUAUUUACUGAGAACAUGACAUUAAAAGAAGUCAUCGAGCGUUUUAAGGAACAGCAAUUGGUAACAGCAUCAACUCUAGAGAAUGAAAGGACACAUUUGCCGAUAUCCCAAGACAUGUUAUUAGCAACAGGUGAGUGUCAGGGAGACAGUAAAGAUUGCCAAGAUUAUUCCUGGAACUCUAGUGAAGAAAAGGUUGUGAUACUAGUUGAAAAUGACAUGGAUUCUCUUUUCAUUAUCCAAACAGAUAAUUUUCAUGAUCACAACGAGGGAGCUGUUUCUGAUGAAAUCCGUAUGGAUCAGAGAACACGGCACGAUGCUGCCAGGUACCAGGAAGAAUCUCAGAGUGCAGCUUCUUCUGGAGAUGUCCCCAUGGUGCAGGUACAACCAGGAGCUAUUUCUUAUGAAAUCCCUCCGAAUAUCAGAACACCUCAGGACACUGCCAGGUACCAGGAAGAUUCUCAGAGUGCCGCUUCUUCUGGAGAUGUCCCCAGGAUGAAGGUACAACCAGGAGCUAUUUCUGAUGAAAUCCCUCUGGAUCUCAGAACACAUCAGGACACUGCCAGGUACCAGGUAGAAUCUCAGAGUGAAGCUUCUUCUCGAGAUGUUCCCAUGGUGGAGGUACAACCAAGAAUUUCCUCAGGACCAGCACAGACUGAAGACUUCCCGAGUCAUGCAGCAAACUGCACUUGUGACUAUCACCACAAGAGACUCCACAGAGACACAAACUCUAAUCUUUCUGAUCAUAAGAAAGGUCAAAAGAAUGAGAGGUCAUUUGUAUGUAAAACAUGUCACAAAGGCUUCUGUACUGUCUCAGACCUGAGAGUCCAUGAGAUCAUACACAAGGAAGAGAAGGUUUUCAUAUGUCCUAUAUGUGGAAGGCCAUUCAGCCAUAAGAACAACCUGAAAGUUCACAAGAGAAUACAUACAGGAGAGAAGCCCUACACUUGCUCCAAGUGUCAGCAUAGUUUCCGCCAAUCGUCCUCAUACCACCGUCAUCAGAGGAAUUGCCACAAAUCAGACUGA
This is a messenger RNA of Microtus oregoni (creeping vole), 1449 nucleotides long. Its product is annotated as zinc finger and SCAN domain containing protein 4D-like. Lineage: Eukaryota; Metazoa; Chordata; Mammalia; Rodentia; Cricetidae. Gene Ontology annotation, biological process: regulation of transcription by RNA polymerase II. The record is from RefSeq and is a predicted model, not a curated record. Gene Ontology annotation, molecular function: RNA polymerase II cis-regulatory region sequence-specific DNA binding; DNA-binding transcription factor activity, RNA polymerase II-specific. The coding region runs from base 1 to 1449 and encodes 482 amino acids. The transcript is spliced from 3 exons.